GCGAGACUGAUUUUCUGGAAACAAAGAUGUCCCGCGCGCCGUCUCUCAAGAAAAGGAGAAGAACCCUAAAGAAGAAAGCAGAGGAGCUCUCCACCCUCUGCGGCAUCGACGUCGCCUACGUCUGCUUCGAUCCCAACGGCAGGGUGGACACCUGGCCGGAAGACCCAAACAGGGUCAAGGACAUCGUUCUCAGAUACAGAGAGGUCAAAUCGAAAGAGAAACCGUCCGCCGCCGGCGGCGGCUCCUCUGCUUCUUCCUCCGACGGCGGCGGCAGCAGCCGAGGCGAAAUCCAGGGAGCGGCGGAGACUGUUGGGGAACCGAAGCUGGAUGGGCUGUCGGAGGAGGAAUUGCUGGGUGGGCUUAGACUGGUGGAAGAGAAGCUGGAGAAGGUGAGGAGGAGAAUUGGGGUUCUGGAAGGCGAUGGGGAGAGCCGGAAGAAAAGAAGGCGGCGGAAUUGCGACCUACCUACACUGAAUUUGAUCGAUUUGGUGGGUUUGCCGCCGCGGCCGGCGAAUUCCGAAGCGGAGAAUCGCUGUUCCAGCAGUAUCGGGGCUAGUUCUUCCCGUGGUUCGUCGAUGGUUACUGGAACCCCUCCUCCUGAGCGAAGCAAUUCUGCAACCUCCGACCCCAAAUCGGAAUGGGGCACGCUGAUUUCGCUGUAAAAACCCUAAUUUUUCUUUUUUUUACCCAAUUGAAUGUGAAGAAUCAGUAGUAACAACAUCAGAAAAGGGUGAUUUUGUUGUAACCCUUUCCUCUCCUUUAUCAUUCUGUAAUUCGAAUUUUGAUGAAGUAAAUUCUCGAGCUCUGAAAUUUCACUAUAUACUACGCUUGGAAAGUUUGGGAAUCUAGGGUUGGGGACGAUGAUUCUGGAACAGAGGUUGACUUUGACUCUUAUAUCCUGAUAAAUUGAUAAUCCAGUAGAGAUUGGACUACUACUAGUCCUUUGUUGGGCUCUUGUUCCUGUCUUCUUCAGCACGCGAGAAGCCCAAUUUCGACGACUCAAGCAAGAAUGAUGAUGAUGGCGGCCCAACAAUGCCAGCCCAAAAAGGCCCAGGAACUCAGUUUUCCUUUUUUAGAACCGUAACGGGCUGGACUUUUAUCCAAUACGAAUAUAGUUCAUACUCUGCAGCAACGGCAGGGCCCAUCGAGUGAGCGAUUGUUGCCAACGGCCCAAAAGAGCAAAAAGAAGGGUUAUUGGAUAUUUGGAUUUUAUGCCCUCUAUUACCUAAAUUUUCUGUGCUUUUUAUGAUUUUUUUAGUAUUAAAAGGUAUCAAAUGUACCCUCCAUCUAAUUUCCUGCCGGUCCAUCAUUAUAUAUGAGCUGACUUGAUCAUUUCAAUUUGUCAUAACUCAUAACAUAUUGGUGAUCAUGAAUCAAGGAAAAUAAGCGUGUCGCUUAUUUAUAUAGCUUAUUAACAUCUUGUGUGCUAGCUACGUUCACGAAAAUGGGAGAACAAAUUUACAAUGUUGUGGAGUGGAGAGCAGUACAUAUAUAGAUUACAAAUACAAAGUUCAACAUUGACAAGUACCCACUGUUAGUGUUGUGGUAUAUGAUCCAUGAUUGAACCUCUUCCAACAACUCGAGUUAUUGGGAUCAACUGGUUUUUGACAUGGUAUCAGAGCCUUCUGUGACUGAGAGGUCUUGUGUUCGAUUCCCGGUGACCCCCAUUUAUGAAGCACAUGGUAUUCUUGUCUUCAGACCUGUGCAAACUUCAAGUCCUUGUGAUCCAUGAUUGAACCUCUCCCAACAACUCGAGUUAUUGGGAUCAACUGGUUCUUGACACCCACCACUAAUUAUUAGAGUGUUAAUUGUAAAACCCUUCUCCAAACUCUUAACGAAAUCAAACCACUUGACUUUCUUCUUAUUUUUAGUGAUCACGGGUUUCAUUUCACUCUUAGUCAUCACUUUCUCAUGUAGUCAAGAACACAAAUUAUAGAGCUUAAUAAUUAGUAGCAUAUUGUAUUGGAAAAAACUGAACAAAGGUAUCAAAAUUGGUGGCAUGGGAUUGGUGCACUUAGAUUCCUAUGACCAGGCAAGCUGCCAUUAACAAAAGACAUGCAGUGCUAAUAAUGCUAGCUAGGAGCUACAUAGGAAGUGGGGAGUAGUACAUAUAUUAUUAUGUUCUCGUCGUUUACUGCACUGUCACUGCAUGUUCUCAUCUUCAAAAAGUCGAGUAGUUAUAGAAAAAAGAUGCUGAUUAAUUAAGCUACUGAAAUUAAAGUACUGUUUUAUCUCUUUACAAGUUGCAGCACGACGCAGCAAAUUCUGGAGAUGAUUCUUUUAUUGCUGAUCGAUGGUACUUUCGUACUUGUGGGUGUUGGAGUGGACUAGGGUUCAAAAAUGGUAUAUUUUCGCUAAUCAAUCUCCAUUCAAAAUUAUAUCAAACUCGGAUUUUUCUUACGGUUCAACCUAUUCGACUACUUCUCUUAUGAGUGUCACAAACCAGUUGGGUCCCAAUAACUUGAGUUCUUAUACCACUCUCUAAUACGCCCCCUCAAACGAAAACCAACACACGGGCUUCAAGUUUUCAUGUCGGGCCAUCAUACCUUGUGCUUUUUUUAAUCAACUGUUAAUAUUGGG
This is a messenger RNA of Linum trigynum, 2580 nucleotides long. NCBI's taxonomy places the organism in Eukaryota, Viridiplantae, Streptophyta, Magnoliopsida, Malpighiales, Linaceae. The record is from the annotation of a GenBank genome assembly.